Prunus armeniaca (apricot) is the source of this 1119-nucleotide messenger RNA. NCBI's taxonomy places the organism in Eukaryota, Viridiplantae, Streptophyta, Magnoliopsida, Rosales, Rosaceae. The record is from the annotation of a GenBank genome assembly.
AUGGCAAUCCGCGUCACGCUAAGCUUCUCCGGCUAUGUCGCCCAAAACCUUGCAUCCUCGGCAAAUCUCCGGGUCGGAAAUUGCCGAGGAUUUCACGAAUGCUGGGUCAGGUCUCGGGUAUUCGGAUCAAACCAAAAGCCUGAAUUCGACCCCUCCGUCCCCGUCCGCAAGUACCACCAGACCCAAUUCUCCCGUUCGAAGCCGAGCUCGCUGGCCGCUAAGACUUUGCCGUCCUUGUACACAGCCCUCGCCGAAGAGAUUCUCGGUGAGAGUUCCAAGAGCCCGAUCGUGUUGGGCUUGAUAUCGCUUCUGAAGUCAACGGCUUUCGUUGCGGGUGUCUCUUCAGCUCCGUCUGCUAUGGGUAUUUCUCCGUUCAAACCCGGUUCGAUCAUGCCUUUUUUACAGGUCUCCAAGUGGCUUCCCUGCAACGAGUCUGUUCCGGUGUCUAUACUGAAGGAAGUGGACAAAGGCGGAACCUUGUGUGUGGAUGAGAUCGCUGAGAUCCCGCGGUUGACUAAAAAAGAAUUGGGGAGGAGCGGUUUCUUAUCGCGCUUGUUGAAUUCUUGCUCGGAGGACGCUAAGGCUGUGUUCACUGCUGUCACUGUUAGUGUCUUGUUUAAGUCCUUCUUGGCCGAGCCCAGAUCGAUUCCCUCCACUUCUAUGUACCCUACUCUGGAUGUGGGAGAUCGCGUUUUAGCCGAGAAGGUUUCAUAUUUCUUUAAGAAGCCUGAGGUUUCAGAUAUAGUAAUUUUCAAGGCACCUCCAAUCUUACAGGAAAUUGGUUAUAGCUCGGGCGAUGUAUUCAUUAAAAGAAUUGUGGCUAAGGCUGGAGAUUGUGUUGAGGUUCGCAAUGGAAAAUUGCUGGUAAAUGGUCUUGUUCAAGAUGAACAUUACAUAUUAGAGCCGCUUGCUUAUGAAAUGGAUCCAGUGCUCAUUCCAGAAGGCUAUGUCUUUGUAAUGGGAGAUAAUCGGAACAAUAGUUUUGACUCUCAUAACUGGGGUCCACUUCCUGUCAAAAACAUUCUUGGCAGAUCAGUAUUUCGCUAUUGGCCUCCCUCCAAAGUAUCCGACACCACGUUUGAACCACAAGUAGCAGACAGUGCUGUUGCAAUUUCUUGA